Molecule: messenger RNA, 4500 nt
Organism: Pleurotus ostreatus (oyster mushroom)
Lineage: Eukaryota; Fungi; Basidiomycota; Agaricomycetes; Agaricales; Pleurotaceae
Exons: 14
Coding region: 1-4500 (1499 amino acids)
Biological process (GO): protein phosphorylation
Molecular function (GO): ATP binding; protein kinase activity
Source: RefSeq, a predicted model, not a curated record
AUGUUACCUCCGUCUUCGUCGUCGUCGCAAGCGGCGAGAAAGUCAGACUCACAACAGCACUCGCCACCGUCAACUGCGAUGUCCUCACCGUUAUCUCCGCCAUCUUCAAUUCCACGCAAAUCAUCUCCGCUGAAUCCAAGAUCGCUACAUAGCGACUCGUCGACCUCAUCCAUUUCGUCUCCAGUGAUCCAUUCAGCGGAGCGUCUCUCGCCUUUCUCAGGGAACUCGCGUCCCAGCCAACCGCAUUCGCCAGCAGAGACACCUUAUAAUCAACUUCGUACUCGCCCGCGCGGGCAAUCUACAUCCAACUUAGAGAUGAGCACGGCGUAUUUGGGCGGCGGCGUCAGAAGGCCCAGUGAUAACUUUGGCGAUGACCGAUCGCUCUUCCGUGGAGACGCCGUAGGAACGCACGAGGGCGAGAUGGAUACAGGAAUAGGACAGCGUCUACUACGGUCGAACGCCUUUCCCACAUCGUCAGCGAACAUACGCGGAAGGUCAGUCUCUUUGACUCCCCAGCAAGAAUAUGCGCCGCUCCCAGACGAGACGAGCAGCGGCGAUGGUCGCAUAGCCUUGGAUCCGCCGCACGAAAUCACUCCUCCUGUAUCAAGCUCAGUGUCAGUGCCAGUGAUAUCGUCGCGGACGCAGAGCAAAGGCGGCAGCACACCAAGCAUUCUAUCCGUUUCGAGCGGUCGAGCGGCCAAGCCAGCUACAUCAUUUGUCCAUGCCGGCGUGACAGGCGAGUUCUGUGCGAAUAUCGCUCUUAGGGCCCGGGUCGUCCACUCACCCUGCAUCGCGCCAGAAACGACCGUUGAAUCCUUCGAGGUUGUGCGGUCCGUAGGGGGCGGCAAGGGAAAUAUCAAUGUCCCAUGGGCCGAGGCGCGAGUGUCUAGGCCGUGGCAGGCGAACAGGGGUGCUCAGAAGAAGAAAGAGGCGAUUCCGGAGGAACAAGAAGAAGGGUGGGUUGCUACCCGAGAUCAAGUUGCGAAGGCCGCGCAAUCGGUGCUAUCUACUGCAGGUGACAUUACCCAUGAAUUGCUUGAAUUCACGCUGGAAGUUGGAGACUUUAUACCCGUACCAGGACUGCAGACGGCCGUCAAGACGUUGCUGAAAAUAUGGGACGUGUUGCAGAUGGUUGAUGUAAGUUUUCCUCCUUGUCUCCCCCUCCGAUGCUCUGUCCUGCCUAUGUUGCUGGCUAUGAGCAACGAUGUCGUCCUUGGGAAAGCACCCCCUCUCGUGAAUUUCUUAUUCGGACUCUCGCUCCCGUGGAUUCUGUCGAAAAGCGCGUUCGUAGAGGUCCUGAAACUUGUCGAGAAGAUUGCGGAUAUGUCGUUCCUCAAGGGAUAUCUCAAGAGGGACGAUAUUUCUAGACAAAUUAAGGGAUGUCAUGGGAAGCUGGACAAGGCGCUGGACAUGUUUGAUAGGUCUGUCGCGCUCCGGGCCCUCAAGUAUAAUGUUGAAGCCCAGAAGCAGUCGGAAGAUAUGCAUCGACUUUUAGAACAGGUUCUAUCAGGGGAUAUACCUCUCCCUGUGCGUCGGUCGCCGGGGACAGACUCUCCGACGAUAUUCGUGCCCUCACCUACCGGUUCCCCGACGCCUAUGCCGGGAUAUACCCCCUUGCCGGGCGCUGAGCCAGACGCGUUGACCGUUCUUCAGGAUGUCCGCCGCCAACAGCGUGGCGUCGGCUUCGCUUACGAUAUGGCGGACUUGAGGAGCCUGAUGACUAUGGCGUUGAAAGCAGGAAGCGAUGCGGAGAUGAUCCAGGUGCUUCAGGUUGGCAGGGAGAACAUGCCGGAGGCGAUCAAGGCCUUGCAGAGAGAACUGGAGAGGGAGGUGGAGAGAGAGCGGGACAGCUUGCCUCCCGAUAUGGCGCCCAGUGUCAGUGGACUUAGUGACGGCGGACUGGGCGGAGCAGGCGGAGGGCUUGGGCUGUCGUUGGCGGACGCGGACGCGAAAGCGAAAACGAAAGUUGCCAGGAGGGUGAGCAUAACUCAGGUUCCCGUUCAUCCCUUGCCGAUGAGGAUGGAUGUGGACGCGGGAGGAGAUGUGAUAUUAGAUGAUAUCAUCGAAGGACCACCCGGUGAACAUGGCAGUGGAGGUGCACCUGUUGACCCGCGUUUAACGAGAUCAAGAACAGUGGUUAGCAUCGAGAAUGAUCUGGCCGCAGACGAGGUACCUGCAAAGGAUACCCUUGAUAGGGAGUUUAUGGAGAGCGGUAUUGAUGCGCUGAGGAGGAUGAGCAAGGGGGUAGAGACGUCAUUGCCGUCGUGGACCAUCACACAGUUCGAAGUCGACACUGAAGAGCGCAUCGGCGUCGGUUACUAUUCGUCUGUAUUUCGUGGCAAUUGGCGCAAGCGGGCGGUGGCUAUCAAAAUCCUUCAUGAAGGUACCUCUCGUAGCCUAUUCGUUCGUGAAGUCGAAAUUUGGAAGAAACUCAACCACCCAAACGUGUUAAAACUCUUCGGUGCAAGCAGUCCGAGCGCGCCGCCCUACUUCUUCGUCAGCGCGUACGCAAAGAACGGGAGCUUGGUGGAUUUCUUGAGAAGAGUUGCGACCAGGGAGAAAGAGAGGCAGGAAGGAGCAACUCCUGGUCAUGGUCCUUCAGGGCUGAGCCGUGCUGGUGACGUCGGCGAUGGAAGGAGGAGUGUGAGUCCUGGGAGGCAGAGCCCUUCAAGGCGAGCUAGAGGUAGCCCAGGCGGAGGUCCUGGAAUCGGCGGGUGGCGUAUGCUCAGUCUUGGACCGUACACGAGUGGGAGUUCUAGUGGGGUUGAUUCGAAGGAGACCGAACUGUUGAGGUUCAUGCAUGAAAUUGCAAAGGGAAUGGAAUACUUGCAUCGUAACGGGGUUGUACAUGGAGACUUAAAGGGUGCCAAUGUCCUGAUGAACGAUAAAAUACACUGUGUCAUCACUGACUUCGGUCAAAGCGAAAUGAAGUCGGAGGCCUUUAGGAUGAGCGGCGGCAAGAAACCGCGGACACUACGCUGGCAAGCGCCGGAGAUGAUGCAAGGUGCCUCACAGCUCUCGCCUGAGAUGGACGUGUAUUCCUUUGCGAUCACCUGCAUUGAAAUUUUGAACAUGGGGAGAUUGCCGUGGCCCCUCAUGAAUGACGAAACUGUGACGUUUUAUGUGCUGAAGGAGAACGGCCGCCCACCCAUACCUCCUUCGAGAUAUGUUACGCCUGCCCUGGAAGAUCUUCUUCAUGAAGCCUGGCAUCACGAUCCAACGAAGCGGCCCCCGUUCAGCAAAUUGGUGCCAGACCUCAAGCAGAUUCGCAAGGCUUUUGGGAACGGAGGGGAAGAAGCGAUUUCCCCAGCUAUGUCUGACCACCUUGAACUGGAGCCGAAGCAACGUCCUUCUCCGGAUAUGCACCCAAUACCGUUGCCGUAUGCAUCCCCUCCACGCACACAGUUUUUGGACGCUCUCGGCCUCUCACCAGCGUCAUCGGAAGCGGGAAGUUCAUUUCGGACGGCAAGGGAUAUCUCGUCCUCCCCCCAAUCAUCUAUCCCUUAUCAUUUCGACCGAUCAGAAGAGGCGCUGGUCAGCAGGCCAAUGGCGAUGCCCGAACCGACAUUGUAUAACACUGUGUCAUCGACUCGAACUCUCAGCCGCGAUUCUUCGGAUUUUGAAGGAGUAUCGCCCAGCACGACAUCCGACGAAAACAUUGACGUCUGGCACUACAGCGGAUACGACACUCCCCCUCCGAUUGAUGAAAGAUUGAAGCAAAUGAGAAACGAGCGACGAUAUCGCAUGUUGCUGACUCACGACUUCCACCCUUCCCUAACACUACCCCUUUGGACACCAUCGCCUGUGGCGUUAGGAGCGGUGGGAUAUCUCAGAAAGCCUCAAGGCUCUUUCGUCACUCUAUUCAAUGCCGUCAAUCCCUUUAAAACAGCUGGAAUAGACAUGGCCUCACUAAAGGGCUAUGGAGACUUCUCUACGGGAAAGCAAAGACAAGACAAACGUAACUUUGCGCAAAGGAAACUGGAUACUGUGAAAAGCUUUUUCAGUAGCAACUCGAUUCCUUCCCGAAAAUACUCGUUUCCUCUCAGGGCAGGCCAUAGGAGUGCGUAUUUGUGCUCAGAAACCACGCAGUAUCGGUAUUUCGAGGAUCUGGACACCCCGAAAAAGUGGUUCAAAGCCAAUGUAGAAACUAUUCUGAGAGUAUAUGGCGCUCAGCACGACAUACAAAAAGAGGACCUAUAUUUAGUGAUUGGUACACUGAGCACGCCCAACUAUGGGCUAUUUGUGUGCCAUAGCCAUCCUAAUGGGCAGGCACAUUUCAACGUAUAUGGGGCCCAGCGGGUCCGACAACCAUGGGGAGCAUUUACGACUGACACUGAACUUCCACAGGAUAGCGGACCGUCAUAUCAUGAGUCCGACGAAGAUCGUCUUGAACCUCAGUGUGCGAGCAAGGUAUCGAUAGUCGGAGAGGGGCCUUGGGAUACUCUGAUCAUAGCGAAGCUACGGUUCAAACCGGAUGCUUCUGAGCCAACUUCUUUGUAA